Messenger RNA from Closterium sp. NIES-67, 3485 nucleotides. The record is from the annotation of a GenBank genome assembly. NCBI's taxonomy places the organism in Eukaryota, Viridiplantae, Streptophyta, Zygnematophyceae, Desmidiales, Closteriaceae.
UCUCCCAAUGGUGAUCGUGCUCGAGAAGGAACUUGCUGCCAUCUCCAUGCGACCAGGGGACGAUGUGAAGCCGGUCCUUGACAAGAUCAAGGACACCUAUGCAAGGAUGGCAGCAGCGGGCAGUAGUGUAUCUCAGCUGCAGCAGUGCACCAAGAUCAUCUCGGUGUUGGACAACUCUUGGGACAACCUCAUCCCCACCCUCAACUCUCAGCAAGAUCAAUGGACACCUGAGUGGCUAAGGCAGCAGAUUCUGCAGGAGGACUUCCGCAGACGCCAUGUGGGAGGCGGUGCUGCCACUAAGACUGCUGAGGGGUAUGGAGCUGCAGGGCGCGGCAGAGGAAGAGGGGGUUGGAGAGGCCGAGGCCGUGGGAGAAGCUUUGGCAGAGGUAGAGGCCGAGGUGACUAUAAUGAGGGGCAUGGGAGCUCCAGUGGCAGGGGGAGUACCAGAAUGGAGGGCACCUGCUGGUACUGCAAGAAGGUCGGGCAUCCUUGGUUCAAGUGCUUCAGCAGGCCGGAGGGAUGGGCACCUCCAGGCAUGAAGCCGCCCAGUGGUGAACGCGCACAAGGUGGUGCUGUGCAAGGCUCAGGUGCACAAGGUGAAGGUGCACAAGGUAAUGCCUAUCCUGGGAUGUUUCUCAUGGUUGAGGAUGUGCAUGGGCAUGAGGGUGAUGUGGGAUCUGUGGGAAAGGUUGUGAUGCACCCUCUCACGCACUGGGUGAUUGAUUCAGGUUGCACCAGUCACAUGACCCCACGGGCAGAUUUGCUUGAUGAGGUAAAACCCCCUGGGAAGAUCAAGUAUGUGGCAGCAGCGUCAGGUGCUUUGCUCCCUGUCAUUGGUGUUGGAAAUGCCAAGGUUAAGGGAGCUAAUGGGGAGCUUGUGGGGCUUGGGAAUGUUCUGCUGGUUGAAGGCUUGUCUGCUAACCUUCUCUCUGUGCGACGACUGCAGAAGAGCAAGGCCGAAGUGACCUUUGGACCAACCAGCUGCCGUGCUAAGCUUGGGAAGAAGGUGCUGUGGAGUCUGGAAGAGGAGACCAGCUGCAUCAAGGACCUGUGGCAGCUGCCCAUCAUCCCAUGGAAUGGGAAGACUCCAACAGCAGCAACGGCAGCAACGGCAAAGGCAACAGCAGGAGGAGAUGCAACUGCACCAACUGAUGGGGUCCUGGAAGCAGUCAAGAAAGUGCAGCAGCAGCAGACACAUGGCGAGGUGCUUGCUGGUGUGGAUGCGAGUGCGGCAUGGGCUAAGGCUUCAUCAAGGAGUGGAGAGGCCGAUUGGGAGACAUGGCAUGAGAGGCUGUGUCAUGUGAACUUCCCUAUGCUGCAGAAGUUGGUGAAGGAUGGGAGCCUGAAGGGCUUGGAGGUGAAAGGGGGAGUGAAGGAGAUUGGGAGCUGCCCUACAUGCUUGGAGACCAAGUUCUCCAAGUUCCCCUUCAACAGCACUACAGGACCAGCCAAGACCCCACUUGCACUUGUGCACAUGGAUGUGGUGGGGCCCACAAGAGCCCCUUCCCUCUCAGGUAGCCGCUAUUUCUUGACAAUUGUGGAUGACCACACUCGGGCAGUGUGGGUUUACCCUUUGAAGAGCAAGGGGGAGGUGGCAGCGGCUGUCCUUAAGGAGUGGAUGCCGAGAGCUCAGAGGGAAUGCGGACACAAGGUGAAGGUGAUCCGUAGUGACAAUGGUGGGGAGUUCAUUGGAGCUGAUUUUGAGGGGGAGUUGAAGAGGAAGGGGAUCCAACAUCAACUGACAGUGCCCUACAACCCGCAGCAGAAUGGCGUGGCUGAGAGGUUCAACAGGACCCUGCAGGAGGGGGCACGCACUCUCCUUGGGCGUGCAGGGCUGCCUGAUCCGUUUUGGGUGUCUGCACUGAGGCAGGUCGCCCUUGUGAAGAACAGGGUGCUGGCUACAGUUGGAGAUAAGGAGUGGAUCCCAUAUGUCAAGUGGUAUGGGAGUGCUCCAGCUGUGAAUAUGCUGAGGGCAUUUGGGUGCAUGGUAGUGUUUCAUGUGCCUAAGGAGAAAAGGGGGAAGUUGGAGGCUUCUGGAAGAUGGGGUGUGCACUUGGGGAUUGCAAAGGAUCACAAGGGGUGGCUGCUAUGGGACUUGACCACCCAGAAGUUGACAGUGUCAAGGGAUGUGAAGUUUCUUGAGUCCCUGUACUACAAGGAAUGGAAGCAGCAGCAACAGAAGCUUCCAUCUACACCGCUCAUUGUGGAGGCGGAUGAGGUGCAGCGGCCUUCAAGACAGGUAGAGGUUGCAGUGUCAGAGGAGGAGAUGUCUGGGGUGACUGAGGAAGGGGGAGCAGCUGAAGUAGAGCAGCAGCAGCAGCAGCAGCAUGAGUCUCCAUCUCGAGUUCCACACCCGCCUGAGCGACCUAGGAGGGAUGUGCGCCCUCCGGUGAGGCUGACCUAUGGGGGAAGAGGCAAGCCGAAUGUGGUGCAGGCUGGGAGUGUGGUUGAGCAGAUUGAGGAAGAUGAGAUCGCUCACUGCUACUGGGCACCAAUCCCUGAGCCCAAGACUCGAGAGGAGGCCUUGAAUGGACCAAAUGGGGAGAAGUGGAAGGCGAGUGAGGAUGAGGAGUUUGGGUCCCUGAUUGAGAACGAGACAUGGGACCUGUGUGACUUGCCUCCUGGAAAGAAGGCAAUCACUUCCAAGAUGAUCUACAGGCACAAGUAUGGACCUGAAGGGGAGCUGACCCGCUACAAGUCUAGGCUUGUGGCACGGGGGUUUCAGCAGACAAAGGGGAAGGACUAUGAUGAGGUGUUUGCUCCUGUGGGGAAAGGAACAACACUGAGGGUGCUGUUGGCGAUAGCUGCACUCCUGGGAUGGAAGAUACGGCAGAUGGACAUUGUGACUGCCUUUCUGAAUGGGAUCAUUCUGGAGGAGGUGUACAUGAAGCAGCCAGAGGGGCUGGAUGAUGGGAGCGGCAGGGUCUGCAGGCUGAAGAAGGCCAUCUAUGGCCUUAAGCAGGCGCCUCGUGCAUGGUAUCACAAGUUGGAGGAGGCGCUGUUGGCUGGGGGUUUCAAGAAGAGUGAGUGUGACCCCAGCCUGUUCCUGCUGCAGGAGAAGGAUGAAAUCCUCAUGCUCUUGGUGUAUGUGGAUGAUAUCCUUCUCUUUUCUGCAUCCACUGCUUUGCUGGACAGCGCAGAGCAGAUGCUGGAGAUGCAGUUCAAGUGCUCCAAGAUGGGUGAGGCGAAGUACUACUUGGGGAUGCAUGUGGAGAGAGAUGUGGAAAAGGGUGUGCUGAGGUUGCACCAGAGGAAGUACUGUGAGGGGCUGGCUGAGAAAUGUGGUAUGGUCGAUGAUGGUUGGCAGCCAGAGGGGGAGAUUGUUGUGUGAUGUCAUCAUAUGCUAUCACAUUCUGUCUGCCUCUCAUCUCUUGUUUCAAUUCGUAUGUAUGGUUUGACUGUGUGUGAAAGAAUUUGUGUGUGGUGUGUUCUGGAGUUUGGGAAUGUGUUUUGUGUUAUUCUGUCUGAGCAGGUAUUUGUGAUGA